Lachnellula hyalina is the source of this 2418-nucleotide messenger RNA. It is a transcript of the gene rhp41, whose product is annotated as DNA repair protein rhp41. Gene Ontology annotation, cellular component: cytoplasm; nucleus; XPC complex. The transcript has 3 exons. Gene Ontology annotation, biological process: mismatch repair; nucleotide-excision repair. The coding region runs from base 1 to 2418 and encodes 805 amino acids. Lineage: Eukaryota; Fungi; Ascomycota; Leotiomycetes; Helotiales; Lachnaceae. Gene Ontology annotation, molecular function: single-stranded DNA binding; damaged DNA binding. The record is from RefSeq and is a predicted model, not a curated record.
AUGGCGCCCAGAAAACCCGCAGCUCGAACGAAACAGGGGAAGGGAAAAGGAAAAGCUCCGGUAAAACGAAGCGCGGUCCCAGAUGUCUACCAAGAGAUGCUUGCCGAAGCUCUGCCCUCGCACGCAGAUGUGUCGGAACGGCCUCUGAAGAAGCGACGGACGGGUCCCCGAGAUACUAAAGGGGUUGCGGGUAGUAGCUCGAGACAAGCGGAUGAGGAUGAUGGCGAUGGCGAUGAAGAUCUCGAAUUCGAGGACGUGCUGGACGAGCCUGUCAAGACGCAGCAGACGGCAUACCGAGACUCGGACGAGGAAUCGGAAGAAGAUGACGAGUUGGAAUGGGCGGGCGUGGAUUUUGAGAGUCUGCCGGGGAAUGGCGAGACGAGUGGUAGUGGGGAUUUGGAGUUGACGCUCACGGCGAACAAAACUCCUCAGCGGCCGAAGAUUUCUACGAGGCGGAGGGUGGUUUCAAAGGCUGAAAGAGUUACGCGAUUGGAGAUUCAUAGGAUGCAUAUCCUAUGUCUAUUAUCACAUGUGGAAAGAAGGAAUGAUUGGUGUAAUGAUGCGGAAGUUCAGAAAUCGCUGCGACCGCUGUUGGACAAGAAGAUGAUGACUUUUUUAAGGCCCAAGUCGGACAUGUCGCAGUUUGGGAGGGCAGAGUCGGUCAAGCGGGGGCUUGAGCAAGCUGGGAUCAUGUGGAGGAGAAAAUUCAGGGUUACGGCUAGGGGGGUAAGGAGGGCACUUUGGGCUGAUGAUGAGAAGGAUCUCCAUAAUUACAACUUGCCUGGUGACGUUGAAUUUCCUAUAGAAAAGUCGGACUUUAGAACAGCUGCCAAAACUCUGAAAGGCUCUAGAGAUCUGGGCGCACAGCUCUAUUGUGCUCUCCUUCGCAGUGCAGGCCUCGAAGUCCGUUUAGUUUGCUCUCUUCAGCCAUUGUCAUUCAGUGCAGGUGGUCCAGCAAUGUCCAAAAGCGCACCACGAGCCCCCAAACCACCUAGUCCCGAGACGAGCGAGAGUGAAGAAGAAGCUGUCAAUGUCCAAUCCUUCAUCCCAUCGUUUGGCCCAGGCCCAAGUGUUGCAGGUUUGCCAAUUUCUCCACGGCGGCGAUUAGGGCAUCCCAAUGCUGCUGAUUACAAUAUGCCUGAAAUCAGGGCUCCAAUGCGACCUCCACCAAGGCCGAAGAAGAAAGAAAUUCACGAGUCACCGUUCCCCGUCUACUGGAUUGAGGUCCUGGACGAGGCGCAUCAGAAAUGGCUUCCGGUUGAUCCUCUUGUCACCGAAACGAUCGCAAAGCCCCGAGCCUUCGAACCGCCAGGCGCAGAUCGCGAAAACAACAUGUCGUAUGUAAUAUGCUUUGAAGACGAGGGUAACGCAAAGGACAUCACACGAAGAUAUGCCAAGGCAUAUAAUUCCAAGACGAGGAAGAAUCGGGUCGAAUCUACUCAUGGAGGAGACAAGUGGUGGAGAAAAACUAUGAGCAAGUUCUCGCCGCCGUGGAAUACUGAUUUGGAUCAAAUUGAGAAUACGGAGCUAGCAGCUAGUGAAGCCAGAGAGCCAAUGCCGAAGAACAUUCAAGAUUUCAAAGACCACCCAACUUACGCUCUAGAGCGCCAUUUGAGACGGAAUGAAAUACUAGUCGCGACACGCGAAAUUGGCAAGGUAGCCGCAGGUCGGGAUACGGGGACGCCUGGGGGAAAGAGACUUGAAAAUGUGUACAGACGACGCGAUGUGAAAAUCGCGAGGAGCGCUGAUGCGUGGUAUCGUCUUGGGCGAGAUGUUAAGAUGGGCGAGCAGCCUGUCAAGACUGUUCCUGCGAAGGGGAGAGUGGACGAGGAUGUGGAUAUGGGUGGUGAGAAUGAUGAGCGGCCGGGCACGAAUCUUUAUACGGAGGAUCAGACGGAGUUGUUUCAGGCUCCGCCAGUGGUUAAUGGCAGGGUGCCUAAGAACUCAUUUGGGAAUAUCGAUGUUUAUGUGCCGAGUAUGGUUCCCAAAGGAGGAGUGCAUUUGCCUUACGAUGAAGCUUCUCGAGCCGCUCGUAUCCUAGGUAUUGACUAUGCAGACGCGCUCACGGGCUUCGAUUUCCGCGGGCGACACGGGACCGCCAUCCUGAAAGGUAUCGUCGUUGCCUCAGGAUUCCGCGAAGCGGUCGAGGAGGUGAUCCAGGGGUUCAGACACGAGCGAGAUAGGGAAAGAGAGGAGAUGCGUUCACUAGCUGCACUUCGGAUGUGGAAACGCUUUCUUGUGGGGCUGAAAAUCAAGGCGCGAGUGGAUGGGUAUGCGAUUGAGGGGGAAGGAGAUGAAGAUGGAAGUGUGCAAGAUGAGAGUGCGGCAAGUGAUGUAUAUAUCCCAGAUGAUGAUGGGGGAGGUUUUAUCCCCGAUGAUGACGAUGAUGAUGAGGGUGGGGGAUUUAUUCCCGAAUAA